AUGGAUACCGAAAUGAGCUUAUCUCCAAUGCCAGCGGCCCAGUCUGUUCCGGCAUCACCCUCACCGGGGCCUCGAAAACGCUCUAUCCACGAAGUUGAUGGGGCGGGGAAUCCUCCCCCAAGCCCCAAACGUUCCUUCCCGGAUACCUCCAAAGGAAACCAAGAGAAUCACGACCCGUCCCUUUCUGUACCCAUUAAACAAUCUGCAUCACCAUCCAGCCGACAUUCCUUCACUUUGGAAGUACCCAUCAUGAACAAUGAUAAGAGUAUCGCGUCUGCUACUGUGACACCUACUGUGGGUGUAUCUACCGAAUCCAACCCUGCCCAACAAAUUGGCAGUGGCUCUCCGACGAAAUCUGGCCCGAUUGCCACUCCCGUUGCUAAGAAGCGCAAGUUGUCCCCGACUAGUCAACAAGCCAAGCAGCAAGAGAAGGAGGAGAAGGAGCGUCAGAAAGCGGAGGAGAAACACAAAAAGGAGGAGGAGAAGCGCUUAAAAGAAGAAGAGAAGAAGAAGCGCGAUGCUGCCAAGGAGGAAGAGAAGCGUUUGAAGGAGGAAGAAAAGAAGAAGCGUGAAGCCGAAAAGGAAGAAGAGAAAAAGCAGCGAGAGGAGAAGAAGAAAGCGAAGGAAGAGGAGAAGGCCGCUAGAGAAGCUGCCAAGGAGGAGGAGAAGCGUCGCAAGGAAGAAGAGAAACAGAAAAAGGAGAAGGCGCAACCCAAGCUGAAUUCAUUCUUUGCCAAACCGCGGCUCCCCUCAGCUCCCACUGGAGCUGCACCGGCCUCCCCGAGGAAGGCAGCUUCCACUGCUGUCGAUAACUCCACGGAAGCCUCUCAAGACACCCAGUCCGAUUACCAGAAGGCAUUCCCCGAGUUCUUCCUUCAGUCGCACACGGUUGUCGCACCCCCUCAUCGCUUCGAGCGGGACUCCGAAGCCCUGCAGCAUGUCCGCCAGAAAAUCGACGGCUAUAUGCAUCCCGAUAACACCUCAAGUCAACCUAUACCGUUUAAGCCAUCCGAGGUCUUUAACAUUAUUCCGUUCAGCCGACGCCGAGGUCGAAACAACCGGCCCGUUAAGGAGGUUUUACAGAAGAUCCAACUUGCAAGUGAGCUAUCAUCGCAGCCUGGCGUCAAACAAGACCCCGCGCGGGUUCAGAAUUUGCACAAUCUUCUCCGGAAAAUAACGAUAAAGUCCCUCAAGUUCGGAGAGGAUGUCCGGCCCCCCUACCAAGGCACAUACACGCGCACCGUGCCCGAGCCGUCAGUCAAGAAGCUCUGUCGCAAUCCGUACCACCGCGGUUUACCCGAUACCAACUAUGACUACGACUCGGAGGCCGAGUGGGAGGAGCCCGAGGAGGGAGAAGACCUUAACUCAGAGGACGAAGACGAGAUGAGUGAUGACGGGGAAGACGAUAUGGACGGGUUCCUGGAUGACGAGGACGAUGCGCUAGCCGGGGGCAAGCGACGACUCAUCGUCGGCGAGCUUGAACCUGUCUCCAGUGGAAUCCGUUGGGCGUCAGACGGUGUCGAUCCUGGGUUAAAGAGCUACCGAAUCGAAACGCUAUUGGACGCGGUCAAAUUCCCGAUCAAUCCGUUCUCGACUGCAUACUGGCAGAAGCCUCGGGCCGAACCCGCGGCGCCAAAGGGGCGGGUUGCUAUGAAUGGGUUGGAAGCGUUCCGGGUGAAUCCCACCACGAAUGCCCCCGCAGUCAGCAGUGCUCUGGCGCCGCCAACGUCGAAGGCGAAGAAACCGUUCCCUCCGGAAUCGCUUGAUGAGUUUAAGCAGGCCGUGGAUGGUAGCGAUCUCAGCAAAAUCGGGCUGGUGGAGAUCCUGAAGAAGAAAUUCCCAAAGGUGUCGAAAGAGACCCUCAAAGCGACACUGGACCAGGUUGCUGUCCGCGUAGGACAAAAAGAAGUUGAUAAGAAGUGGGUGUGCCGGUGA
Penicillium cinerascens is the source of this 1935-nucleotide messenger RNA. RefSeq names its product putative chromatin assembly factor 1 subunit A. Gene Ontology annotation, biological process: nucleosome assembly. Gene Ontology annotation, cellular component: CAF-1 complex; nucleus. The transcript has 3 exons. Lineage: Eukaryota; Fungi; Ascomycota; Eurotiomycetes; Eurotiales; Aspergillaceae. The record is from RefSeq and is a predicted model, not a curated record. The coding region runs from base 1 to 1935 and encodes 644 amino acids.